Aspergillus japonicus CBS 114.51 is the source of this 3892-nucleotide messenger RNA. RefSeq names its product NACHT and WD repeat domain-containing protein. The record is from RefSeq and is a predicted model, not a curated record. Gene Ontology annotation, molecular function: protein binding. The transcript has 3 exons. NCBI's taxonomy places the organism in Eukaryota, Fungi, Ascomycota, Eurotiomycetes, Eurotiales, Aspergillaceae. The coding region runs from base 174 to 3746 and encodes 1190 amino acids.
GUACUAGUCUACCGCUACACUAGCUAAGAUUCAGCCUUGUUGGCGAACCGGAUUCGCCCAGACUAGUGCUCCAACCACACAGAUAAUCCCCGUCGUUCAGUUUCAUUGAAGCUGCUGGUGGUGUUGGCCUGUCCUGUCUUCAGGAGUUCAGCAUCCACCAAGUCCACACCACCAUGACUCCUGAUCGAAGGACUAGGAAUCUGUCGAGUCUGUCGAGCCAAGGAGACCAAGAUUUCUGGAGAUGCUCCAUCUCGGCAUAUGCUGCUAAUGAUUCUCGGCAGUUCGUCGGCACAGCCGAAAAUGUCAACUUCUAUGGUAACACAACCCAGUUACUUGAGGAUUCACACUUGCCAUGUGUGAAGGACGCGCGUUUCAACUCAAUUGCUGAUAGUGAAGAGUCCCCCUACUGCCUCGAAAACACACGCGUGCAGAUCCUUGAGGGUAUUGACCAUUGGGCCAAUGAUCGCGAUGGUCCCUGCAUCUUGUGGAUGAGUGGCUUGGCUGGCACAGGGAAGUCGACGAUAGCCCGCACGGUAGCUCGUAAAUAUGAUGACGAACAUCGACUUGGGGCCAGCUUCUUUUUUUCCGUCCUCCAUAGUGAUACCAAGCGCACGACGAGCUUUGUGACUACAAUUGCGCGGCAGUUGGCGGACGCUGAUCCUGCUCUGCGUGAUGAGAUCAAGGAUUCUGUUAGCCAAAGAAAAGACAUUUCCAGCUACUCUCUUGAGGAUCAAUGGCGUCGUUUGGUUCUCGAACCAUUGUCUAAGAUCAAACCAGAACCAGGUCGACUACCCUAUAUCUUGGUUAUUGAUGCUUUAGACGAAUGCGAGACAUCGGGUGGAAUCGCCACGAUCCUCCGUCUUCUGGCUCAAACACGAAUACUGGAGUCUGGGAAGUUGCGUAUAUUCCUCACCAGCAGGCCUGACACGAGGAUCGAUACCAAGUUUGACGACAUACCGCAAGAAAGGCGACAGUGCUUCAAGCUCCACAACAUAGACGCGGAGAUCGUGAGCCACGACAUAAGGGCUUUCCUUGCCCACAGGUUCAACACGAUUGCGAAGAAUCAUCAACAAGGUAUAGACUGGCCUGGAUCGGACACAAUCGAGCUUCUGACUCAGAAAGCCGAUGGUCUCUUCAUCUGGGCCGCCACUGCAUGCAAAUUUGUCAGUUCGGACAGCCGUUUCUCCCGUCAGCGACUGAUUCAACUCCUCGACGAUAGUAUUUCUAUUGACGAUCCAAAGUCUGAGCUAGACAAAGUUUAUCUCACUGUCCUUCGGAGUACUGUUUCAGAGCGACACACGGCCGAGGAAAAAGUGUUCAUCUACAACAUCGUUCGACUUAUCUUAGGAACAAUGGCUGUGCUCGUUUCUCCACUUCCGGUAAUUGGACUAGGCGCCUUGUAUCAAUCCGAACCCCGGUCAUCUGGCGUCAGACGCCCAGAAUACAAAACUAUCAGUAACCUUGAUAUUUAUCUUAACCUCAGACACUUGAGUGCGAUUGUGGAUCUUCCUGAAGACGAUCAUCUGCCCCCUCGACUUCACCAUCCCACGUUGCGUGAAUUCAUCUUGGAUGAAGUGAGAUGUACCGAGCAAGCGUUUCAUGUGGACAAGAGGCAGACGCAUCUCACCUUGGCUGGGUGCUGUGUGAAUAUCAUGUCCCAAUCAUGGGCGUGCUGUCCAUCUGGACGGGGGAUCUUCGACUUGGAUAACCCUGCUAUUGCGGUGACCGAUGUGAGCCGGGGCCAAUUGGAGCAAUGGUUGCCAGCUGCCGUGCGGUAUGCAUGCCUCUACUGGGUCCACCACCUGCAACAGAGUGGUGCCAUAAUACACAAAAACGACUCCUUUGAUCUCUUUCUCCGAAAACAUCUUUUACAUUGGCUCGAGGCUCUUAUUUGGAUGAGAAGACUCUCCGAUGGAGUUCGUGCGAUCGCCUCCUUGGAAUCCAUGACGGUUAACCCUAGUGUCGACGCAUAUAUCCGUGACGCGAAGCGAUUUACGUUAUCUAGCCGAUCUACAAUCGAACCAUAUCCCUUGCAAAUAUACUUAAGUGGGCUUGUAUUUACGCCGGCACAGAGCACAGUUAGGCUUCUCUUCGAGAAGGAAUCAUUACACUGGAUGCAUCGAAUGCCGUCGAUCUCUUCAAACUGGAGCCCUUUACUGCAGAGCCUGAGCGGCCGUGUGUGGUCAAGUCGCGCUUUGGCUUUUUCCACAUGCGGAAAGAUUUUAGCAUCGGCCGCAAUUAGAGGAGCGGGCAAGAUAGUGGAAGUAUGGGAUCCCGUGACGGGGGAGCUCUUGCAGGCGUUUGACUUGCCAGACCUAGCAGUGUUUGUUGGAUUCUUGGGAAAGGAAGAGAGAUUGGUGGUAGUGUGGGGUGGCGGAACAAAUCGUGACCAUCACAUCCAGCAACGAGAUCCUUGGACUGGGGAAUGCUUGCAGAAAUCGAGUGUCCCCGCUGGAAACGGAAUUUUUGGGGCAAUUACUAUGUCAGAAGCCGGAGAGUUGCUGGCAUUCAUGGUUGACUCGCGCGGGAUACGAGUUUGGAACGUGCUUUGCGGCUGCUGCAUCCGAUGGCUUACUGGCCACACAAGUGAGAUUAUACACGUCGUGGUAUCGAAAGACGGUUCGGUCCUGGCCUCAACAACCGUUGAUGGGGCGAUCUAUGUGUGGGACACUUACAAGGCCCAGUGUUUGCAGGUAAUACAAAGUCGGCACCAGUCAGCGUUGUUCAAACCGGCUCUCUCCAAAGAUGGCAAUAUCUUGGCAGUAAUCUCAGAUGAUGGCAUGCUCCAACUCUGGCAGCCGACAACUGGUGUUCUUCUCCAAAUUUCGAAAGUCCAAAGUGCACCGAAGCAUGGCCUAUCAUCAGACGGUCAAGCACUCGACAUAUCGAAGGAUGGAAAGUCCCUCGCAUCAGUGUCGUAUGGCCAGAUUCAACUUUGGGACAUCGAGACUGGUCGCUGCUGCCAGACUAUAAACAUGGGGGUGGCAGAAUGUGCUGGGGCAGCCCUCUCGCCAAAUGGAAGUAUGCUAGCGACCUGCGCCCGCGUAUCGGUCAGACUCUGGGCUCUCAAGGCAGGCGAGGUCAUGGAGCCCCCUAAUGUCAUUCGAACGAGAAAUCUCCGAGAAGUUCGAUUCUCGCCGCAUGGGCGCUUGCUAGCCGUCUUGUCCGUGGAUUUACAGCUAUACAUCUGGGAUACCCUUACAGGCAAAUGUCUGGGUGAUCUGGGACACAUUCGUGACGAGAUGCGCGAGUUCGAACUUUGGGAGGUUCUACAAACUCUACUCCCUGAUCCCAAAUUACAAUACUGCAUCGAUCUCGCGAAGGAGGACGAGGAUGAUCCGGCCGAGGAACCACCAGUCAAUCUCGCUGCCUUGUGCUUCACCGACGACGAAAAGUUCUUGGUCUCGCGAAGCGGCCCCGACGCAAGAUUAUGGGAUAUUCUAAGCAAGACGUGCGUGCUCGCGGUCGACCUGAACAAAUCCACUGCGUCCAGUAGUGUCAGCGCGAAGAAGGAUCUUCACACGUUGGUUCGUACGGGAGUCGAGCUUCUGACCAGCCUGGAGGACCCUCGACCCAAGUUGACUCUGGAGGACAAUGAGUGGAUCCUCGCGGGGGCUCAGAGGCUGCUUCGACUGCCACCCGAAUACACCAACUUGGAGGGCGCCGCCGCGUUCGAGAAUAUCAUUGCGAUCGCGUACAGUGCUGCCAAUGUCUUGAUUUUUCAUUUCCGCAGCGAGUUGUUAUAGGUGUUGUACUUUCUGUCUUUUAGCUGAAGGAUCUUCAUUUUCGUUAGGGGAGCUACAUUACCUGCGUUGGGCUAUUCGUAGUGGACUUGAUAUACCCUUUCCUGCAGUUUGCUCUCAUUCAUCAGUGUAUAUUGCAUCGCCACUUG